Messenger RNA from Dissoconium aciculare CBS 342.82, 1397 nucleotides. RefSeq lists its product as uncharacterized. The record is from RefSeq and is a predicted model, not a curated record. NCBI's taxonomy places the organism in Eukaryota, Fungi, Ascomycota, Dothideomycetes, Mycosphaerellales, Dissoconiaceae. The transcript has a single exon. Bases 221 to 1021 code for a protein of 266 amino acids.
CUCCGAGAUCCUACAGUCUGACACCACUUACAGAUAUCCGCCGAAUCCUAGUCCCAGGCUGGUUCCCUUGCACGAUCCGUGGGACAAGGAUGACGAAGAUGUCAAAGGACUUGGGCGCAAGCGCGAUACACUGACUCGCCAAACCGACGCGAUUCCCUCGGAUGAUAGCACAAACGAUCUCGAGCAUCGCGUUCCAAGGCGCGGUUGCUCGGACAUAGUGAUGAAGCAAGGCGCCAAAAGCGCAGGGAUGGAAGACAUCCCGAAAGCGCCGCCACCAGAAACGCCGCCGCCAGCAACUGCGUCCAUUCCAGACCGGAACAUAUGUCAUGAGAUCAGUGGAGACUACUGGGUCAUGUCUCGCGAUGUGGCCGUCUCCAACGUGAAAGACUUCUGUGGACAAACAGAGCACAGCAAGAAAUAUAAUGUUGGUUCCGUCAACGAGCUCGAACUUUCGGUCAAGAACAACAAUGAUGAUUCACGCAGCCCGAAAGACUCGCCAUCGUGUGUUGAGCGAUUUCAGAACGCUGUCAUCGAUGGCUGCGACGGCGACGACGCAGUAAACAAUCCGCACAACUACAAAUUCGGCUCAACUUUGACAACAGGCGACGGAUGGGAGUACCGCAUGACUCCUCUCAGCAGGCAAGUCAACGAACUCAACUGCGACGCCAGUUACAGAUUCUUCUGGGACGGCUUCGAGAUCCGCGGGAAGAAUUGGCGCGAAGCUGAGCUCGGCGCCGGAGGCGAAGGUCUGUUAAAAGAGCUCCGUGGCUGCGGGGUGGUCUCCGACUGGAAGUUUGAACAAACGCCAAACGACUGCUGCUUUCAGUGGUACUCCUCUGGGAGCCUACCGAUUGGAACGAGAGACUGCGUCGGUCGUGCUGUUCAGAACGCCGGCGCGUCGAGCCCGGGCAAUUGCUGGGGGCCUAAUAGACGAGGUUUGCGCAGGCGGGAUAACAUCGACAAUUGGCCGGGCUACGGAGACAGCUCGCGGCACGUUUUUGAGAACGUGACAUCAGCCUAAAAGAUUGGGCGUCCAUUGCGGCAGAUAUUAGAUGAUAUGUUCUGGGAGGGCUCUUUAUCUUUGCGAUGUGGCCAGUGAGUGAGGGCACCUAAUAGUCUUGUUGGAUCUUUAUGGGAUGCUAAAUUGCAGGUUUUUCUCGUAUUCUUCAUAAAUUCUUCCACAGCGAGCAAGCACCGAUUUUUGAACGAUUUAUCAUUGUCAAAUAGCGAAGUCUCUGUAUGUGACCAAACGGACUCGUUUACAGCAGAACGCGCACAGCAGAGAUUGACAAUUUGCCCGAGAUGCGUUUGCUCGUUAUGAAGCAUUCAGACUCUUCUUAUCGACCUAUUGAGACUCAUGAAUAUGUCUGUCCUACAUCAGUGAUCCUCAUAAACCA